Molecule: messenger RNA, 391 nt
Organism: Chroicocephalus ridibundus (black-headed gull)
Lineage: Eukaryota; Metazoa; Chordata; Aves; Charadriiformes; Laridae
Product: apovitellenin-1
Exons: 4
Coding region: 71-391 (106 amino acids)
Biological process (GO): lipid metabolic process
Cellular component (GO): chylomicron
Molecular function (GO): enzyme inhibitor activity
Source: RefSeq, a predicted model, not a curated record
GCCUGAGAAAGAGAGAGAAAGCAGGACAGCAGGUCUCUUGGUAUAGAGAGCGGAACUGGUACUGCAAACCAUGGUGCAGUCCAGGGCAUUGGUGAUAGCUCUGAUUCUGCUCCUUAGCACCACUCUCCCCGAAGUGCACUCAAAGUCCAUCUUUGAGAGAGACCGUCGUGACUGGUUGGUCAUCCCCGACGCAAUUGCAGCUUACAUCUAUGAAACUGUGAACAAGAUGUCCCCUAAAGUUGGCCAGUUCUUGGUGGAUGCUGCCCAGACUCCAGUAGUUGUUGUGACCAGGAACUUCCUCAUCAGAGAAACAACUAAACUCAGUAUACUGGCUGAACAGCUGAUGGAAAAAAUAAAGAACCUGUGGUACACAAGAGUUCUAGGCUACUAG